This is a messenger RNA of Acytostelium subglobosum LB1, 2055 nucleotides long. RefSeq lists its product as hypothetical. Lineage: Eukaryota; Evosea; Eumycetozoa; Acytosteliales; Acytosteliaceae. The record is from RefSeq and is a predicted model, not a curated record. Gene Ontology annotation, molecular function: guanyl-nucleotide exchange factor activity. The transcript has 3 exons. Bases 1 to 2055 code for a protein of 684 amino acids. Gene Ontology annotation, biological process: regulation of ARF protein signal transduction.
AUGAUGCCACCCCCACCACCUCCAGAGGAGCACCACUAUGUGGGCCGCUGGUCAAUCCUGCACAGCAAGAUGAAGAGCAUACCCGACUCAUUGGGCCAGAAGCGCGGCUCCAUCCUCAUCGAGCACAUGCCCGACAUCCACAAGUUGACCUCAUCACAGAUCAUCACGACAAUCCGCGAGGAGCCGGCCAGCCCGGUCGACGACGCCUCGGACAACAGCAGCAUGGGUGGCGCAGGCAGUGGCAACGGCCACACGGUGGUCGUGGCGGCGACUGAUCAUGGCAGCGGCAGUCCGCGCCAGCCCAGCGACGGGCUCGUGUUCACAGGCAUCAAGAUGUUCAACGACAAGCCAAAGCGAGGCGUGGACUUCUUCGUGGGCAUCCACCUGCUGGAGAAGACCCCAGCGUCCAUCUCAGAGUUUCUGCACACCUGCACACUACUCAACAAGCGAUCGAUUGGUGACUAUCUUGGCGAGAGCGAUCAGUUCUGUAUAGACACUUUGGAGGCGUUCAUCGCGCGAUUCAACUUCCAGGACUUGGACUUUGACAUGGCACUACGACAGCUACUCUACUGUUUCCGUCUGCCUGGCGAGGCACAAAAGAUCGACAGGAUCAUGCUAAGGUUUGCCAAUCAAUUCUACAAAGAUAAUAUCAAGAGUGGAAUAUUCGAGGAUCCAGACGCUGUAUAUAUAUUGGCCUUUGCAAUUAUUAUGUUGAACACUGAUUUGCACAGCCCAUCAAUCAAGUCGACGUUGACCAAACAGCGUUUCAUUCGAUCACUCACAGGAAUCAAUAAUGGAAAGGACCUCCAACUCGAGUAUCUGGAGGACCUCUACGAUCGUAUACUAUCAGAUGAGAUCAAGUUAGAUCCAAGUCAAGCGCAAUUCCCAUAUGCAGUAAAGAAAGGAUGGUUAUAUAUUAGGAGCAAGGGCAAGGUUACAGACAAGUGGAGCAAGAAGUGGUGCAUACUCAAUGAUGGAUCAUUAUACUUCUUUAGGAAGCCAACCGAUACAAUACCCAUAAGAUACUUGCAUCCAACAGUUAUAACUCAACAGGGCAAGGAGGUGAAGGGUCGCAAGAAUUGCUUCAUGCUGAACCACUCGUCGCAGUUCACAGAGCUCAUCCAUCACACCAAGCAGUUCACAGUCAAGUCGUUGGCGGCGCUGCAGCGCGAGCAGCGUCCCAUCUAUGAGAAGCUGGCACAGCGCGAUCAGGCCCGUCCCGCGUACUUCUGGGACAGCCUCCUCAUGUCGAUGGAUGGAGGCGGCGGCAUUGGCACGGGAGUCCGUCUGGAGGCGGUCGACGACUUGGACACCGAGUCCAUCUCGUCGCUCGAUACCAUCUCGGAGCAUUCAGCGCCAUCUUCAUAUUAUGAUGAGGACACGGGCUCGAUCUCCUCGUCGCCGUUUGACUCAUCGCCAUUCUCGUCGUCCGUGCCCCAGCCACACGUUCAAUACCUGAACAUCAGAGAUCCCAAGAAGAAGGGCUUCUCGCUCAAGAUUGGCAAGGAGAGGAAGCAGGACACGUCACACUCGCACUCGUCCUCGACCACGACAUCCAGCGGCAACAGCACACAUGUACAAAGUAGUCCAAUGCACACACCUCCCACCACCAGCGGUGUCUUGACGCCGUCGUCGUCAUCAUCGUCGACGCGACCACAUUCAACACACUACUCUGGCAGGCCUCUUGGCAUCAUUCGCACGUCCAGUUUCCAGUCCUUGACACCAUCAUCCAACAAUCAUAGCAAUAGUAGUAGUGCGUCUGGCACGCCAAAUAUGGCGCCGCCAGUGCUCGUCACGCCACCGCCACCCAUCGACUUACUUGGAACCAAUGAUCCACGUGAUAUAAGCGCCAACAACAGCAACAGCAACAACAACAACAAUAUCGAUUAUCACUUGAAGCAACUACAGAUAAAGAUGUCCAAGUCAGCCAAGAAGCACUCGACCUGUCUUCUACUCAGCACAGACACCAGACGAGAGAUGGAGUCAUGGACGCGAUUAAUCAUCACUCAAUUCCAGAAGCAACAACAGCCUCCUCGUGUCAUCCCCACGGCCUAA